UUGUAUCAUUGUGAUCAUUAAAUUGACUGUUACGUAUGAUUAUUAAUUAGUGAGACGACAAUUAGAAUUAAAAUCAAUUUAAUUUGAGAACCGAAUUGAUUGUGAUGUUUUUAAUUGUCGUAAUUAGAUUCCUAUUGAUACCUGAUCAUUUUAAAUCAACUUCUUGCAAACUGAUUAAUUACAUUUCUCGCAAGUAAAUUAACAAUUAAUUCAUUGAUCAAAGUAAAUCUUGAUAAAACCUUUGAUUCUUAUGGCUUAAUCAUUAUGCUAAUCAACUGAUUGAUAUAAUUAUCUUAAUGAUUUAGAUUUUGUAACAUUAUUGUUAAUCUAUUAUGAUUAAAUACUUCGCAACAAUUAAGGAAAUAUAAUAAAUAACCUUUGAGACAGUUUCUUCAUCUUCAUCGCAUCAUCAGUAGCAAUUAAGUGUGUCAAUUUUAAUUGUCAUCAAGCUAAUUAACUGACCAUGGAUUCAUUUAUCAAGGGAUAUUUUUGUGAACUCAGUGAUGACAGUGACGAGAUCGUAAUUGCUGUUAAAUGUGACAAACUAAUUCACCAGGAAAACACUGGACUACAAGAGUUACUUAUCUUUCAAAAUAAGAUUUUCGGUCGUUGUAUGGCCUUAGAUGGAGCUAUACAGUUAACUGAGAAAGAUGAAUCUUCUUACCAAGAGAUGAUCACGUUUUUGGCCUUAAACUCGCACCCGAACCCUAAGAAGGUUCUGAUUGUCGGUGGUGGGGAUGGUGGUGUUAUCCGUGAGUGUUUGAAGCACCAUUGUGUUGAAGAGAUCACUUUAUGUGAGAUCGAUAAGCGAGUCGUUGAAAUGUCCAAGAAAUACCUUCCCUUUAUGUCCUCCUCUUUUGACUCUCCAAAAGUGACCGUUAAUAUCGGUGAUGGUCAUGGUUUUAUCAGGGAAAAUAAAAAUUUGUUUGAUAUCAUUAUCACCGAUUCAUCUGACCCUAAAGGACCCGCUCUCUCUUUUCAAAGGGAUUACUAUAAAUCUCUCCAUGAGUGUCUUAGAUCCGGUGGGAUUAUCUCAUGUCAGGCUGAGACAAUUUGGUAUGAUUUACCGUUGAUUAAGUCUCUUCAUUCAACCGCCUCCGAGUUUUUCAAAACUGUGGCUUAUGCAACUACUAUGGUGCCUUCUUACCCCUCCGGGCAAAUUGGUUUUCUUUUGGCCUGUAAGGACCAACGAAUCGACUUCAGUCUCCCAUUUCAUAAACUAUCGGAUGAACAAGUUGAUGAGAUGAAAUUGAAAUACUAUUCAACGGCCAUUCAUCAGGCCGCUUUCACAUUACCAACAUUUGUCCGAAAGGCUUUACAAUCAAAUGAAUCCAAUUGACCAAAGCUCAAUCAGGUAAUCAAUACAUUAGCAUGUAAUCAGAUCACGAUAAUUACUAUUAUGCGUCUUAAUUAUUCAAUCAAUUAGAUUAUAUAAAAUCUCAUCUAAUCAGUUAACCCAAUUAUGUUUAUCGACUAUUUUAUCAAUAAAUUGCAAGGACUUUCCGUCAUUAUUUGUCUA
Molecule: messenger RNA, 1519 nt
Organism: Panonychus citri (citrus red mite)
Lineage: Eukaryota; Metazoa; Arthropoda; Arachnida; Trombidiformes; Tetranychidae
Biological process (GO): spermidine biosynthetic process
Cellular component (GO): cytosol
Molecular function (GO): spermidine synthase activity
Source: RefSeq, a predicted model, not a curated record